Molecule: messenger RNA, 9856 nt
Organism: Ochotona curzoniae (black-lipped pika)
Lineage: Eukaryota; Metazoa; Chordata; Mammalia; Lagomorpha; Ochotonidae
Gene: DOCK5
Product: dedicator of cytokinesis 5
Exons: 52
Coding region: 224-5830 (1868 amino acids)
Biological process (GO): cell migration; small GTPase-mediated signal transduction
Cellular component (GO): plasma membrane; cytoplasm
Molecular function (GO): GTPase activator activity; small GTPase binding; guanyl-nucleotide exchange factor activity
Source: RefSeq, a predicted model, not a curated record
CCCAGCAGGUGACCCGCUGGCUCGGCCCGGGUCGGAGGGAGGCUAGGUGCCGGCGCUAGCUGCGCGGAGCCCAGACAGCCCAAAUAGUCUGAGGGAAGUUUGCCGGAACAUGGCGGAAGAGCCCGGGGCGCCCUGCAAAGCGACGAGGCUACGGACGACGUCUGAGGAGCUGUAGCCGCCGCCGCAGCCGCCGUCGCCGCCGCCGCGGGGCGAGGUCGCCGCCAUGGCCCGCUGGAUCCCGACCAAGAGGCAGAAGUACGGGGUUGCAAUCUAUAACUAUAAUGCCUCUCAAGAUGUGGAACUCUCCUUGCAGAUUGGUGACACAGUCCACAUCCUGGAAAUGUAUGAGGGUUGGUACAGAGGAUAUACCCUUCAAAAUAAAUCGAAAAAGGGUAUCUUCCCUGAAACAUAUAUCCAUUUGAAAGAAGCAACUGUGGAAGAUAGAGGGCAGAACGAGACCGUGAUUCCUGGCGAGCUGCCACUGGUGCAGGAGCUUACGUCCACUCUGCGAGAAUGGGCCGUCAUCUGGCGCAAGCUCUACGUGGACAACAAGAUCACACUAUUCCGCCAGCUGCAGCAGAUGACGUACAGCCUGAUUGAGUGGCGGUCCCAGAUACUGUCCGGGACGCUCCCCAAGGAUGAACUGGCAGAGCUCAAGAAGAAGGUCACAGCUAAAAUUGAUCAUGGAAACAGGAUGCUGGGGUUAGAUCUGGUGGUGCGAGAUGACAAUGGGAACAUCUUGGAUCCAGAUGAAACCAGCACCAUUGCUCUCUUCAGGGCCCAUGAAGUGGCCUCAAAAAGGAUUGAGGAAAAGAUCCAAGAAGAAAAGUCCAUUCUACAGAACCUGGACUUACGGGGUCAGGUCAUCUUCACUACCGUGCACACCUAUGGCCUCUACGUGAACUUCAAGAACUUUGUCUGCAACAUUGGGGAAGACGCAGAGUUGUUCAUGGCUCUCUAUGACCCAGACCAGUCCACUUUCAUCAGUGAGAACUAUCUUAUUCGUUGGGGCAGUAAUGGGAUGCCCAAGGAAAUAGAGAAGCUUAACAACCUUCAAGCAGUGUUUACUGACCUCAGCAGCACGGACCUCAUCCGGCCCCGCAUUAGUCUUGUGUGCCAGAUCGUCCGGGUAGGCCACAUGGAGCUGAAGGAGGGCAAGAAACACACCUGUGGGCUGCGAAGGCCUUUCGGAGUGGCAGUGAUGGACAUUACUGAUAUCAUACAUGGGAAGGUGGAUGAUGAGGAAAAGCAGCAUUUUAUUCCCUUUCAGCAAAUUGCUAUGGAAACCUACAUCCGGCAGAGGCAGCUCAUCAUGUCACCCUUGAUAACGUCACAUGUGAUUGGAGAGAAUGAGCCACUCACGUCAGUCUUGAAUAAGGUGAUAGCAGCGAAGGAGGUGAAUCACAAAGGACAAGGACUUUGGGUUUCCUUGAAGUUACUGCCAGGUGAUCUCUCACAAAUUCAGAAGAAUUUUUCCCAUUUGAUUGAUAGAUCAACAGCAAUAGCUCGAAAAAUGGGCUUCCCUGAAAUUAUACUGCCAGGAGAUGUUCGGAAUGACAUUUACAUCACCUUGAUCCACGGGGAGUUUGACAAAGGGAAGAAGAAGACACCCAAGAAUGUAGAGGUGACCAUGUCUGUGUUCGAUGAGGAAGGCAACCUCUUAGAGAAAGCAGUCCAUCCAGGAGCUGGCUAUGAAGGUGUUUCAGAAUACAAAUCGGUGGUGUAUUACCAAGUGAAGCAGCCCUGUUGGUAUGAGACUGUCAAGGUGUCCAUUGCAAUAGAAGAGGUCACACGCUGUCAUAUAAGAUUUACUUUCCGACAUAGGUCAUCUCAGGAAUCCAGAGAUAAGUCGGAGCGCCCCUUUGGAGUGGCCUUUGUGAAGCUGAUGAACCCGGAUGGUACCACUCUGCAGGACGGGAGGCAUGAUCUGGUGGUUUAUAAGGGUGACAAUAAGAAGAUGGAAGAUGCUAAAUUCUAUUUGACCUUGCCUGGAACCAAGGUGGAAAUGGAAGAAAAAGAGCUUCAAGCAUCCAAAAACCAGGUCACUUUUACCCCAAGCAAGGAUAGCACAAAAGACAGCUUUCAGAUUGCCACCCUCAUUUGUUCCACAAAGCUCACCCAGAAUGUUGACCUGUUAGGCUUGUUAAAUUGGCGCUCCAACUCGCAGAACAUUAAACACAACCUAAGGAAGUUAAUGGAGGUGGAUGGAGGAGAGAUUGUGAAGUUUUUGCAAGAUACGCUAGAUGCACUUUUUAACAUAAUGAUGGAAAUGUCAGACAAUGAAACGUACGACUUCCUUGUAUUUGAUGCACUGGUGUUUAUAAUUUCACUGAUCGGAGAUAUCAAGUUCCAGCAUUUUAACCCUGUACUUGAAACCUACAUUUACAAGCACUUCAGUGCCACGUUGGCCUACGUGAAACUCUCCAAGGUACUGAACUUUUAUGUGGCUAAUGCAGAAGACUCCAGCAAGACGGAGUUACUUUUUGCUGCUUUGAAAGCCUUGAAGUACUUGUUCAGAUUCAUCAUCCAAUCACGAGUGCUCUACUUGAGAUUCUAUGGCCAGAGUGAAGAUGGAGAUGAGUUUAAUAACUCAAUCCGCCAGUUAUUCCUCUCCUUCAAUAUGCUAAUGGACAGGCCUCUGGAGGAAGCUGUCAAGAUCAAGGGAGCAGCUUUGAAGUACCUUCCUAGCAUAAUUAAUGAUGUCAAACUGGUGUUUGAUCCCACAGAGCUCAGUGUGCUCUUCUGCAAGUUCAUUCAGAGCAUUCCCGACAACCAGUUAGUUCGGCAGAAGCUGAACUGCAUGUCCAAGAUUGUUGAGAGCAGUCUUUUUCAGCAGUCAGAGUGCAGAGAUGUACUGCUGCCACUGCUGACAGACCAGCUCAGCGGCCAGUUAGACGACAACUCCAGCAAGCCUGACUAUGAGGCCAGCUCGCAGCUCCUGAGCAACAUCCUAGAGGUGCUGGACAGGAAGGAUGUGGGUCCCACAGCCUCACACAUAACGAUGAUAAUGGUGCGCCUGCUGCGCAGGAUCAACCGGACAGUGAUUGGGAUGAACCGGCAGUCUCCGCACAUUGGAAGUUUUGUGGCUUGCAUGAUUGCCAUCCUGCGGCAGAUGGAAGACAGUCACUACAACCACUACAUCAGCACCUUCAAAACCAGGCAAGACAUCAUUGACUUCCUCAUGGAAACUUUUAUCAUGUUUAAGGAUCUGAUUGGAAAGAAUGUCUAUGCCAAAGAUUGGAUGGUGAUGAAUAUGACCCAGAGCAGGGUUUUUCUCCGUGCCAUCAAUCAGUUUGCCGAGGUUCUCACGAGAUCUUUCAUGGAUCAGGCAGGCUUUGAACUUCAGCUCUGGAACAAUUACUUCCAUUUGGCGGUAGCAUUUCUCACCCAUGAGUCCCUUCAACUUGAAACCUUCUCACAAGCCAAACGCAGCAAAAUUGUAAAAAAAUAUGGGGACAUGAGAAAGGAAAUCGGCUUUAGAAUCCGGGACAUGUGGUAUAAUCUGGGUCCCCAUAAAAUCAAAUUUAUUCCAUCUAUGGUGGGUCCUAUCCUGGAGGUCACUCUGACCCCUGAAGUAGAGCUCCGGAAAGCCACAAUCCCCAUUUUCUUUGAUAUGAUGCAGUGUGAGUUCAAUUUCAGUGGAAAUGGCGAUUUUCAUAUGUUUGAAAAUGAGUUGAUCACAAAGCUGGACCAAGAGGUAGAAGGAGGCAGAGGAGAUGAACAGUACAAGGUUCUUCUGGAAAAACUGCUGUUAGAACAUUGCCGGAAGCAUAAGUAUCUCUCCAGCUCUGGGGAAGUCUUCGCGCUUCUGGUCAGCAGCCUUUUGGAGAAUCUGUUGGACUACCGAACCAUCAUGCAUGACGAGAGCAAGGAGAACCGCAUGAGCUGUACUGUUAAUGUGCUGAACUUUUAUAAAGAAAAGAAGAGAGAGGACAUCUAUAUAAGGUAUUUGUACAAGCUUCGAGAUUUGCACCGAGACUGUGAGAACUACACAGAAGCUGCCUACACGCUUCUCUUACAUGCUGAGCUUCUGCAGUGGUCUGACAAGCCCUGUGUACCUCAUUUGCUUCAGAGGGACAGCUACUAUGUUUACACCCAGCAAGAGCUUAAAGAGAAGCUGUAUCAGGAGAUCAUAUCCUACUUUGACAAAGGCAAGAUGUGGGAGAAGGCCAUCAAACUGAGCAAAGAGCUGGCCGAGACCUAUGAGAGCAAAGUAUUUGACUACGAGGGCCUUGGCAAUCUCCUGAAAAAAAGAGCAUCAUUUUAUGAGAACAUCAUUAAGGCCAUGAGGCCUCAGCCAGAAUAUUUUGCAGUGGGAUACUACGGACAGGGCUUUCCUUCUUUCCUUCGGAAUAAAAUCUUCAUCUACCGGGGGAAGGAGUAUGAGAGGCGAGAAGACUUCAGCCUGAGGUUGCUGACCCAGUUCCCCAACGCUGAGAAGAUGACCAGUACUACACCCCCUGGGGAGGACAUCAAGUCAUCUCCGAAGCAGUACAUGCAGUGCUUCACCGUGAAGCCAGUGAUGAGCCUGCCUCCCAGUUUCAAGGAUAAGCCAGUUCCAGAGCAGAUCUUAAACUAUUACAGAGCCAACGAAGUCCAGCAGUUCAGAUAUUCCCGGCCGUUCUGGAAAGGAGAAAAGGACCCAGACAACGAAUUUGCUACUAUGUGGAUUGAACGGACCACAUAUACAACUGCAUAUACCUUCCCUGGAAUUCUCAAGUGGUUCGAAGUGAAACAGAUUUCAACAGAAGAAAUCAGCCCACUGGAGAACGCCAUAGAAACCAUGGAGCUGACCAACGAGAGGAUCAGCAACUGUGUUCAGCAGCAUGCGUGGGACCGUUCGCUGUCUGUGCACCCACUCUCUAUGCUGCUUAGUGGCAUCGUGGACCCAGCUGUCAUGGGGGGAUACUCCAACUACGAAAAGGCAUUUUUUACAGAAAAAUAUGCUCAGGAGCAUCCUGAAGACCAAGAGAAGGUUGAGUUGCUGAAGCGCCUAAUAGCGAUACAGAUGCCUUUGCUGACAGAAGGGAUCCGCAUCCAUGGAGAGAAGUUGACGGAGCAACUCAAACCACUGCAUGACCGUUUGUCAUCUUGUUUCCGGGAGCUCAAGGAAAAAGUGGAAAAGCUAUAUGGGGUUAUAACACUGCCACCCAACUUGACCGAACGGAAGCAGAGCCGCACGGGGUCCAUUGUGCUCCCGUACAUCAUGUCCUCCACUCUGCGGAGGCUGUCCGUCACCUCAGUGACUUCUUCUGUGAUUUCAACCUCUUCCAACUCGUCUGAUACUGCUCCUUCCAGACCAGCAUCUGAUGGGUCAGUCCUAGAGCCACUUCUAGAGCGUAGGGCAUCAUCAGGUGCCAGAGUUGAAGAUCUGUCCCUCAGAGAGGACAGUGAGAACCGGAUCAGCAAGUUCAAGAGGAAAGACUGGAGUCUAAGCAAGUCCCAGGUCAUUGCAGAGAAAACUCCAGAACCUGAUCUGCUGAGCCCAACCAGAAAAACACAAAGGCCAAAGAGCCUGCAACUAAUGGACAAUCGGCUAACCCCAUUCCAGGGGUCUUCCCCUCCUCAGUCAACACCCUUGAGCCCACCACCACUCACUCCUAAAGCUGCCAGGACUCAAAGUUCCCCAUCUUUGCAGACAGAUGGACUGAUGACUGUUUCUGUCCCGCCUCCGCCUCCCCCCAAAAGCAAGCCCUAUGACAGCAGCCAGAGGAAUUCUACAGAGGUUGCUCCCCCUCUGCCUGUCCGAAGAGAAGCCAAAGCCCCACCCCCGCCACCCCCCAAAGCUCGGAAGUCUGGGGUCCUUUCCUCGGAGCCUGGACCUCAGUGAGUGUCCAGCCCUCUCUGGGUGCCUUCGUCACCCGCUGCCUGGGAAUCCGCCUCCAGGAAGCACUGUGCUCGUUUCCUGGGGCUCCAUGCAGACUGCCUUUCCUGAUGGUUCAGCGGGCUUUGUUCCUUCACAAGCUUCCCUCUGAUGCAUGCAGGAGGCCAGGCCACAUCCCGUCCAGUACAUUUGGGAUUCCAGAGCUGGCUGUGUCCUGUGUGUUUCAAAGGAGAGUUCUCCUUCCCUGUGGGGCUGAGUCUCAGCCUGUACUGAGGAACCACCAGGUCUGUAGACGCCCAAACCCAUUCUCCCGCAGCAGGGCAGCAGCCCAAGCCCCUACUCUGCAGAGGAAUGUCUUGCUUCGCUUCUGAAGAGCUGUGCUGGAGACGUGGCUAUUUUUUUCUCAUCUGGACAUACCUCUUCCAUCUAGAAUUUUGAAAUAAUUGGAUAUCAAAUAUAUCUUAGUAGCCAAAAUAAUCUUGUCUUUCUAAUGUCUACCAUGUCCCUUGAGAGGAAGAAAACACACAUGUUUAAUGCAGAUUGGCUGUUUUCAGGUGUGAGUGGCCACCCUCCUUGAGAAAACAGACUUACAUGUGAGCCCUGAGCCCUGGGUCUCCCCACCCCUACUUACUGAGGCACAGGGAGGCCUUCCUGCCAACCCACUGCCCCCACUGGAAUGCCACCAUCCUCCCAGCCAAUGGCAUCGCUGCAUGGCCGUCUCUCCUCAGCUCAGAUCCUUGGAAGCUCUUCCUUUUGCACACGUCGUUUUUCUCCUGUUACGUCUCCCAUGCUCUGAUCAUUGGCCAUUGUGGACUAAGGAGCGUGGGUUCAACAGCUUCUCUUCCACACCCCCUCUGGAUGACUCAGUGGCCCAGCCUGCUUCUUGACUUUACCCUUGAGAAUACAGUGCAAUAUUUCUCUUUAUUUAUUCCUCUUGAUGGUAGAGUUAAUUUGAUUCCUUGCAAAUGGUACUAACAUCAGUACUCCUUUCAGAAGAAAAAAAUAGGGUGCUUGAGCCGGCCAACUAUUCCUCACACAGCAAGCCACACGUACUCACAAGUGUCAGGAGCAGGAAAGGCCUUAAAGUUCAUCCAGACAACCCCCUCCUUGUGUAGAUAAUGAAGCUGAAACUUCGCACAGUUGGACUGCAAAUGUUUACUAAUAAUCCAGCUCGCUUUGGGCCACUCCCAGAUCCACAAAACACCUUGGACAGACUCAUCUUUGAAAUAUCCCAGAGAUUUGUGAACUACUGAGGUAUCUAUGGCAAAGUCAGAAGCUUUGGACUGUGACUGCUGCAGGGAAGCUCACCUGUGCCUGCCUCACCGCCUUGCAGAGAGCAGGGAGACGGAGUUCACCUGCGAUUGUGUGCCUUUCACCAUCCCCCUUUCAGGAGGGACCUGCAGGUUCCCCACAGGGAUCGAGGGAGCAGAACCUCUGAGACAUGUGGCGCAUGCUAGUCAAGAAAGCCAACCGCAUAUUCUAAAGGCACUGUGGAGAAGGACGUUCUUCACCUUGCCCUGGGGAAGCUUCAUCAUGGUGUCACAGGAAAGGCCUACGCCUUGGACCUGAACCCCUCUGGUUUCCUAUUCCAGCCACGACACUCUGCAUGCUACCAGAAACUAUUUGAAAUGGAAAGUUUUCAUCUUCUCACCUUCCAGAAGUGGAGAUGAUAACUCCCACACAGAUUGUUCUAAGGUGCAAAUGAGAUGGAAUAUAUGAAGGAGUGGUUGUCCUUUGUUCUCUAUGAGGCUUGAGCAAGAUCUGGAAUUCUGGACCAAUUUUAGUGAUCCUCUUUUCUGUGUUGAUUUGCAAUGUGAAUGCAGGUACAGGUUAAUUCUGCACACAAAAUCUUUUUCUGAAAGACACCAUCUUUUGUAUCAUUAUCUAUAAUAGAGAUGUAGUGUUAAUAAGAACUGAAGAGGGUUUUAAGUGGAAAGAGUUCAGCCCUGCAGGCAGGGCUUUCAAAAGGUGGAGGCAACAGAAUGGUUAUGAGGAGCCUGGGGGAAUUUCUGAGAAUUUAACUGGCCCACUGGCAAGAGAGAUUUGGAUGCCUCACCCUAUCUUUAAGAUGCCAUGAAAAUAGAAAGAGUCAAACUGAGUCAGACACCCCAAACCUCAAGGCUGUCCUUCCAAAAUAGAAGUGACUCUCUGAGCAGAGGCUGGGGCCCUGUGUCUCUCAGGUCACAUGAUCUGUUAGUGGCCGCAUACCUUCUCUUUUUCCUUGGAACAUGUUUUUCCUUCCACCUUACUGAACAUACUGGCCUUCUACUGCCUGUACAUGAAGGAUCUCAUGGAACAUAGUGGAUAACAAAAGUCAUCAGAAAGUCCAUUUCCUUGGGAAGCCAUUGGAUAGGAAAGAGUUACCUGGACAAAAAUUCAUAAUAUCUGGCUUGGAGUCAAAGAGGAAGACUGCAAAGAAAUGCCUGAUGAUUACAUACGUGCAGGGAGGAAAGAGAAAGAACUGAUCUUUAUUUUCAUUGCUGAAAAUCUACAAUAUAGGCAGACAGUGAAAUUAGCCCCAAAGUAGCCACAACCUUUGUAAAGCUUGUGGGUUGGUGUGCUGUGGUUUAAAAUUUUUGUUUUUCACCUGUUGUCUUGCUCUGGGUGUUUUUUGUUUGUUUAAGUUCUUACUGAAUGGCAGACAUGUUGUUAGCCCCUGAGGAUGAGACAGCUUGAUAUGUUCAGUGCCAACACCUCCAAUAUACAAACACUGUUGACUCUGGUAUGCAGUAGGGUUGGAAAGUGAAUGGCAUUCGGUAAUAAAAUCCUAAAUAAGGCUGCUGGGCCUUCAUCUCCUUAGUCCUGCAUUGUAACCAUGGUCUCCUGCCAGGGAAGCUCAUUGAAAACUGCAACCACACUUCAAACCCCCAAAAUAAAACAAUAUAUAUACCAGGAUUUCCAAUAACCCUCUGCUUGUUAACUCUUCCCCAGCUGGAAGAGUUCAUUCCCUCUAGCACUCCCAGUUCAUGGGGCUGAUGUCUCACCUGAAACACAAGAUGAAACUGACAUAGAUGCCAUAAAUCUUAGGUGUGCAGAUGGGUGAAUUUUCACAUAGCUUUAUACCUAUGCCACUAUCUCAGAUACCAAAAUGGGCUGUUUCCAGAUCCCCCAAGAAGGGUGUUUGCAAGGCUGUUACGGUUUGUGCCUACUUUACUCACACUUCUCAGGUAUCAUGAAAGAGGAAAAAAGCCUCAUCAUGAGCUAAGACUAUAAAUAUGUAUCCUUUUUAGCAAGUCAAUUUACAGUCACUCCACUCUGUUCCCUCUCCUGUUAAAAUAUAUACAUAUGAGGCCUCAGUCUUUAAAAUCCUUUCAGUCCCAACUUCUUUCAUUUUAAGUGAAAAGUGUUAGAAGGAAACUAAAUUUCCCUAUGAAGGCUUCUAGAUCCAUUUCCCAGACUUCCCAGUUUUGGUGCUUUGAUUUUGGCAUAUCAGGCUAUUAAAGAUCAAAAGAUUUGGGUACAUUCAUGAGUCUGCCUACAAUACCCCAGCACACCCUGAAACUUUAACAUAAAUCAUUAUAAUUCUUCAUAAUUAUGUGUAAGCCAUGUCAUUUUCACAGUAGUCUCUAGACUUAACCUUGUCUACACUAGACUUUAUUUUAAUAAUCAUGAUUUCCUUCCCUGGUAGUAUUUGGGAAAUUGGCAAAUAUCACUUCAUUGGGAACUCAUUCAGCUGUAAGUCACUUCUUGAAAUUAAAUCGGAAAAGGUAAUUUUCUCCUUGGAUAGGUUGAGAAUCGAACCAUCCAUUCUAAUCUUACAAAAGAAAAAAAAAUACGGCUUUAUUCUCCAAUUAAUGAUUCCAGGCAGAUUCUUCAGAUCCAACCUAAGUUUGUCUCUCGUACGCACUACCCAGAUCCACUUUUUGGAGCUUGUGUGUUGUCCAUCUAAAGUUUGUCAGAAGUUCCUUUGUCAUGAUUCUGUGACUAAUACAGUUUCAGAUAUGGGUGAUUAGGACGUGUGCAUUGAAGUAGAAGAAUUUUGUCAGAUUUGCUGUUAUUUAUUUUUUAAAUUAAAAGUGAAAAUGUCUUGAA